AUGCCGUCGCUCCCAUCGAAGCCUCUGGUUAGACCCAGAGAUGAUGGCGGCUUACAAUUAAGCUAUCAACUCCCCCAUCGUGUUCAUACGGCAGCCGGCUACCCCCUUGUUGCCCCCAAUGGCUCAUCGAUUAUCGUUUACGGCUACGAGACGGGUCUAAAGGUGGUUUGGCGCGGAGGGAAACCUUUCGCCACGGAGAAGGCUCCUGUUGCCCAGGCAGAUAAGCCCCAGAAGCCCGCUCCACCGCCGAGUGACGACGCUGUUAUGAUCAUUGAUUCCGACGACGAGAGCGUCGCAGAGGUUCAAUCGUCCAUCUCCAAAGAAGAACCCAAAGCUCAGUUCGAGGAAGAGGAGCCCGAAGUGGAUCCCGCUCAUCCUUAUGAAAGCAUCCUGCGCCAGAUCGACAUCCCUCUGGGGAGCAGGGUUCUUCAUCUGGCAGUACCUCACAUUCUACCCGAAGCAGCUCGCUCAUCACUUGACCCAUUCCCUCCAACCUUAAAAGAGCUCGUUGUCAUUGCUGCCGUCUGCGCAGACUACUCGACGCGCGUGGUGACCAUACCUCUGGCUCCCCCUCACCCCAACCAGCCCAAGAUUGGGGUCCAAACCAUUUCCAUCAGCGGCGGGGUGUCCCAUCAAGAACUUCCCCGCGGUCUCAGCGUUACGUUCACGUACCAGGAGACCGAGAACAAGGAGCGGACUUCAUCCCGCGGCCAGCAGCAUGCUCCCGGACGGUGGGACCUUCUCGUCGCCACCCAUUCCGCAGAGUCGGCGGGGCUGCUUUUAAUUCACCGGAUCCCGAUUGCAGAGGGGCAUCAGCUCUGCGACGAUGCGAUCGAGACUAAACGACGAUACCUCCCGGCUCCGGCCACGAACAUCUCAUUCAACCCAUCCGGCUACCCCACGCCGCGCCACUCUACAUUGCUUGUCGCUUUCCAUAGCGGCUGUGUCAAAGUUUACUCAUGUUUUGCUGCGAAGCGAUCCAAGGCCUCGCGCAGGUCCUCCAGCGUGCAAAGCGAUUUUGAGACCUCCCAGACGGAAGGACGGUGGCACAUGAGUCUUUACCCUGGAUUCGAACAGAGCGUUUCGGGACUCACGCGGCGCAAGACUGUAAUCAGCGCGGAAUGGGUACUCGGAGGACGAGCGAUCAUGGUCCUGAUGUCGGACGGAGAAUGGGGGGUUUGGGACAUUGAAGGUACUGGCCCCGGAAACAUCAAGGGUCCGCUUGAGCGUCAAGCCAGUGUGCAGGGCGUCACUGGCGGCUCUCUGACGACCUUUUCUGUCAGCGGACGGCUUCUGAGCCCACUCCCGAGCGGUCAUCACUCCGAGGCUAGCGGUCCUUCUUUCGAACAUCGACCCAGGUUCGCACCCCUCACACCGUCGACCAAACGUAUACGGGAGGAUACGUUGUUGAAAGGCGGCUCGGCCGGCACCGCCAACUCGUCGCUGUGCGGAGGCAUCUCCGUGUAUCAAACGAAUACAUGGAGAGACCCCAUGCCAGAUGAGGCUAUCCUACUACGACACGGUAACCAGACCGCCGUUAUCUCUAGUUUGUUGUCUUUGUGGCGCAAUGCCAUCAAGGCUACUGGCACGUUUGAUCCCUCCAACCGCUGCCGGGUGUCCACCCUCCAGGACGUCACCUUCAUGGGUGAGCGCCUGAAAGGAAUCGGUCACCUCCCUGUAGCCGCCAGCCGCACACGCGGCUCCGAACAGCCGCCAUUCGACUUGAUUCUCACUGCCGAACAUCAAAUUCUGAUCCUUGCGCCGAAAGUGGCGGAGCCCGAGAACAUCCCCGUCGGCACCAUGACCGUCGCUGGGGUCAGUUUCUCUGAGACCGAUCAGCAGCGUCUGCACAAGGGUGAACUGGACGUGGACGGGAUGGACCGACUCUUGAGCGGUAUGGCGAGCGCUAAACGGUCGAUCGGCAUGGGAAGCCCAAUCAAGCGCCUCCGCAACUUUACCUGA
Aspergillus uvarum CBS 121591 is the source of this 1962-nucleotide messenger RNA. RefSeq lists its product as uncharacterized. The coding region runs from base 1 to 1962 and encodes 653 amino acids. Gene Ontology annotation, molecular function: protein binding. The record is from RefSeq and is a predicted model, not a curated record. NCBI's taxonomy places the organism in Eukaryota, Fungi, Ascomycota, Eurotiomycetes, Eurotiales, Aspergillaceae. The transcript has 2 exons.